AGUAUAAACCGUCAGUCUAUCACUGGCAAACGAAUAAAUUAUUUACCUUAGUAUUAGAUCGAAAAAAUAUAUUGAAAAUUUGUUCUGCAAUGGUUGAUCGUGGCAAUAAUUUGGUGCUCCCAGUGGGUCCAUGUUCAACGGAACUUACGGAAUCUCAAGCGAGUUUUGCUCCACCCAAAAUUAAGAAAGUGCUGCCCACUCGAGCAAAUCGCAUGGAACAGUUUCUAUGGCAGGAACUCUUUGCCGAAUACAACCGACAGGCCUCCGCCCAAGUGGACUUGGGCGAGGAUCGCACGGAGUACUACGACCAGUUCUGCAAGGAUGUGCCACCGAAGAACGAAGAGACCGAGGAAGUUCUGGUCAACAAGUACCCACUUUACUGCACCACCGCCGUAACAGUGUGGAAUCACGAGGGAGAUUUCACCAAGACUUUCAAAAGAAAAUAUUCUAUAACCAGACCUAUAGAUCUGUGUCCUGAUAAGUUUGCGCUUUAGAUGUGGGAGCACUAAAAAUUUUAUGAGAUAAUAUUUAAAACUGUUUUAAAGAGAAUAGUGCCCACAGCAUAUUAUUUAAUUUUGAUCUUUCAUUGUAAAUGUUAAAAAAAAAUUAAACUUGCAGUUUGAGAAAAUCUUUGCAGAAUCUUUAAACAAUUAGUUUAAAUUAACAUUUCAUUUAAAUUCAAUCUAAACGUAAUGUUUUAUAACGGGUAAGUUAACAGUAAGAGCAUGCAUGCGGUCACUCUGGCAGCGGGCAUCGAUGGUUCUUCUACGCCAUCGAUGUUUGUUGAUCCAGAAACAUAUCGAUAGUUGUCUCGGCCGCUGACGUGUAUAAAAUAUCGAGGGACAGGCGGUGCUUUUUGAGCGAUUUUAUUUUAUUUUCCUAUAGAAUAUAAGCGGCGUGUGAAAGCGCAACCACAAUAUA
Drosophila simulans is the source of this 921-nucleotide messenger RNA. RefSeq lists its product as uncharacterized. Lineage: Eukaryota; Metazoa; Arthropoda; Insecta; Diptera; Drosophilidae. Bases 90 to 494 code for a protein of 134 amino acids. The record is from RefSeq and is a predicted model, not a curated record. The transcript is spliced from 2 exons.